GCGGGGACGUGGCUGGGAACCAGGAUGUAUCUGGGGACCAGCUGGCUGAAGCUCUGAAGCUUGAGUUAGGGGCGGCAGGAGGCGGGGUGACUCUGGGCCCCGCCCCGGAGGGCUGUGGCAAAAGUUUGCCUUCGGAUCCUCUAGGGCAGAGUCUGGGCGAACAAGUUCAGGGGCAGGCGACAAGGUCCGGGUGCUGAGCGGAGGUGGCUGGACAAGCCAAGCCGGAGAGAAACCUGAGGCCAGGAGUGACCUCCGGAGGAGCCCCUAAACUGGAGUCUUAGCUGAGACACGGCAGCAUGCAACCAGCCCAGAUGCGCCUAGGAGAACGAGAGCCUGUUUUCAACACUCUUCCUGCAAUCAGGCCGGCACGCCUUCAGGAACUCACCACCACUGUCCCAAUUGUUCCCUGAAAUGAACGUUCCUGGCGCGCCCUCUCGUGGACUGUUGAGGUAAUCAUCUGUCUAUAGGAAGUCAUGGCAACCACGCAUGCGCAGGGCCACCAGCCAGUCUUUGGGAAUGACACUCUCCGGGAACAUUACGAUUACGUGGGGAAGCUGGCAGGCAGACUGCGGGACCCCCCUGAGGGUGGCACCCUCAUCACCACCAUCCUCUUCUUGGUCACCUGUAGCUUCAUCGUCUUGGAGAACCUGAUGGUUUUGAUUGCCAUCUGGAAAAACAAUAAAUUUCACAACCGCAUGUACUUUUUCAUUGGCAACUUGGCUCUCUGCGACCUGCUGGCCGGCAUAGCCUACAAGGUCAACAUUCUGAUGUCCGGCAGGAAGACGUUCAGCCUGUCUCCAACAGUGUGGUUCCUCAGGGAGGGCAGUAUGUUUGUAGCCCUGGGCGCAUCCACCUGCAGCUUAUUGGCCAUUGCUAUCGAGCGGCACCUGACCAUGAUCAAGAUGAGGCCGUAUGAUGCCAACAAGAAGCACCGCGUGUUCCUUCUGAUUGGGAUGUGCUGGCUAAUUGCCUUCUCGCUGGGUGCCCUGCCCAUCCUGGGCUGGAACUGCCUGGAGAACUUUCCUGACUGCUCUACCAUUUUACCCCUCUACUCCAAGAAAUACAUUGCCUUCCUCAUCAGCAUCUUCACCGCCAUUUUGGUGACUAUCGUCAUCUUGUAUGCGCGCAUCUACUUCCUGGUCAAGUCCAGCAGCCGCAGGGUGGCCAACCACAACUCCGAGAGGUCCAUGGCCCUUCUGCGGACCGUAGUAAUAGUGGUGAGCGUGUUCAUCGCCUGUUGGUCCCCCCUUUUCAUCCUCUUCCUCAUCGACGUGGCCUGCAGGGUGAAGGAGUGCUCCAUCCUCUUCAAGAGUCAGUGGUUCAUCAUGCUGGCCGUCCUCAACUCGGCCAUGAACCCUGUCAUCUACACGCUGGCCAGCAAAGAGAUGCGGCGUGCCUUCUUCCGGUUGGUAUGCGGCUGUCUGGUCAAGGGCACAGGGACCCAGGCCUCACCCAUGCAGCCUGCCCUCGACCCAAGCAGAAGUAAAUCAAGCUCCAGUAACAACAGCAGCCACUCUCCAAAGGUCAAGGAAGACCUGCCCCACGUGGCUGCCUCUUCCUGCAUCAUUGACAAAACCAGGUCCCUUCAGAAUGGGGUCCUUUGCAAGUGACGGUCUCCACAGGGCAAGCUCUGCAGCCACGACUAUUUAUUGCAUGCAUUACUUCCACGAGGGGCCUUAAGAGAUCUUGACUCUGGAGGUCUGCUUGGUGUGGCCAGACUGUGUGGCAUCUCCUGAGGAGGAGACCCAAGGAGUUACCAACACAUGUCAGCCUGGACAUGGAUGUGCCUUAUCUGUUGUAGGCUCCAUCCUUCUGAAUGUACCAAGCUGCUGACAUGGUCCACUGCCUUUGGAUGCCACAUUCCCUGGUCCAGGGAGGGCAGGUGGUGAUGUGCUAUGCACAUGCGCUUUGGGAUGGUGUCAUCCUACUUUCACACUACAUUUGUUUUUCAUAGAAUGGGUGCUCGCGUAUGUGUUUCUCCGUUGCCAUGCCAUGUUACACGGGAUAUGUGUAGGCCAGGCUUUCCCAGGUGGAGCCCAUUACAAAGUAUCAGUCCUUUACACAUCGUUGGUCCAAACCUGCCCACGCUGCUGUAGCAGGUUCAGCAUGUGAUAAGGUGAUGUCCCCUUCCCAGUGCCCUUGCACCGCUGUCCUAGUUCAUAACUGUGAAAAGUUACUAAAGUAUUCUGUAUUCUCAAAAGCCUCACCCAAGAGCAGCCCACGUGUGUGGGUCUUACCCUUACCUCCCUCCCUCUUGGGUCCCUUACAUAAGCUAAAGUACACCUGAAAGCCAAAUUAUGUGAUCAUUGACACAUUUUUGAAAAUCACUGAAAAGCCAGCCAGGAUCUCUCAGAAUGCUGGUAUCACUAAAGGAAGAGCCCAUAAGGAGAGGCAAGGUGCUCUCCAUGGUGGGUCACCUUUCCAGGGGACUGCAGUUAGUCUGCUGCGUGUAGAAAGUUUCCAGCAGUGACGUUCACAAGCCAGCACUUCAUCGGUAUGGUACUGAGUUCAAUUCUACGUAGAGAAGCUUGAAGCUGGUCAUCCCCUUUGCUGUCACCUUUUUCUGGCAAGGAGCUGGAGUUGUCAGCAAAGCUUCUCACCUCCCACCAUGUGGACCCUGACCAGGACCAUUCAGUUAGAGGAAGCCACCAGGCUGGGAGGCGUGAUGUGGUUAUCUGUGCAUUCUUUAGGGAGAACCAUUCCCGUUCCCGUAUGAUGGAUACUCCAGUUACUCUCCACUGCUUGGACCUGCGUUCCUUUGUCCACCUUGUAAAGAAAAUGCUUAGAAGACAACUCUGAACAUCCCCUCCCCAAGGACUCCACCCACACGACACACAGAUGAAAGGUGAGUGUGUUGGAGAGAGUGGCCAGCACCCAUGCUCCCAGAACAGCCUUUGGAAGGACUCUCACUCGGGGAAACCUCCUGUCAGAGCUCUCUGAAGGUUGAUUAACAUCAGAGACCAUUGCCUUACGAACCCUGGAAGAGCAUGGGCCUUUUUAAAGCUGAUUUUUCUCUUGGUGGUUACCUGAUGGCAUUUGCUCUUGCUUAGGGACAUUUUUCCUGGAUUUUAGGUAACCAUGGGCUAACUGAAGACUUCCCCUUGGGUUACUCCUGGUGGAUAUGGGUCACUGCCAAGAUUCUGCUGGAUCCUUGGCCUGCCUCUUCUCUGUCACUGAAAAAACUUAAUCUCUCAUCAUGGCGUUGACAGAACCCAAGGCAUUUCUGGAAAAAAGCAUGCAAGUGCUGGGCUAAGGGAAAAAAAUAACAGAGAAGUGUGCAGGGGAGUUGAGGUGGUGAAAGAAUGGGGCUUGUGGAUAUGCUGUUUCAUAAUCAGAAUGCUUUGAGGCCAUGGAGCUGGGUCACUAAUAUUAAUAUCACAUUGUACAUGACCCUGACUUCUCCAUAUCCUCCUGUGUCUGCUUUCACUCAACCUUGUAGAGGCCCAUGCCCACCAUUUCCAGCUAGGAGGUAACAUUUGUAGCAUGACAGACUGCCAAGCAACUGAAAAUAAAAAUACACUAAAACCUAAUGGCGCUCACUUGAUGUAUGCCAACCGGAUCCAUCAGCCGUGAUGCCAGUGUGCACUCCUUUCCCUAGCGAGUCACCGAGAUGGCAUUGAGACAUUGAGUGUGCCAUACCCUCACCCCAAAGGUCGGAAACAAGUGACACCAGAGAGCCUGGGGCCCACCCAAGGUAGUGAGCGACCUUUACUAGUUGCAGUUUCUGUUUGUUAAUAAAAAAUAAAACCAAAAGCCUUUAUAUGAACCCA
Messenger RNA from Arvicanthis niloticus (Nile rat), 3770 nucleotides. It is a transcript of the gene S1pr3, whose product is annotated as sphingosine-1-phosphate receptor 3. The record is from RefSeq and is a predicted model, not a curated record. NCBI's taxonomy places the organism in Eukaryota, Metazoa, Chordata, Mammalia, Rodentia, Muridae. Gene Ontology annotation, molecular function: sphingosine-1-phosphate receptor activity. Gene Ontology annotation, cellular component: membrane. Gene Ontology annotation, biological process: G protein-coupled receptor signaling pathway.